Calypte anna (Anna's hummingbird) is the source of this 1881-nucleotide messenger RNA. RefSeq names its product family with sequence similarity 83 member C (gene SACK1C). Gene Ontology annotation, biological process: epidermal growth factor receptor signaling pathway. The transcript has 4 exons. Lineage: Eukaryota; Metazoa; Chordata; Aves; Apodiformes; Trochilidae. Bases 1 to 1791 code for a protein of 596 amino acids. The record is from RefSeq and is a predicted model, not a curated record.
AUGUUCAACUACCUGGGAGCAGAGGUGAGACCCCAGUUCCACCGCAGCUAUGGGGCCCAGCAAGGGGUGUCCGGGCCCCUGAGGAGCCGUCUGGAGCAGCUGAAGAAGCCGUGGUGGCGAGAACUCACCCCUCUGGUGCUGCAGCACAGCGAGACGGCCAGGCUGGCCAUAGACGCCUUCCUGGAGCAGGGGGAACCCGGCUACCUGAGUGCCAUCACUGAGGAACGGGAACUGCCUUUCCUCUCCAGCCUGGACAUGGAGUACAUCAGUCAGCAGAGGAACCAAAGCCUUCCAGAUCCCAGUGCAACGAAAGACAAAGAGGCUGAGCCUGGCGACGAGGACCCUGCGGACAGGGCCUCCCUCGACUCCGAGCUGACGUCCGGCACCUACUUUCCUCUCAUGUCUGACGUGCACCCUCCAGAGCUGGAGCUGGGGUGGCCGGGGAUACCCCUCCUGACGGUCACUGGCCAGACUCAAGCCACUGUCAUUUUCCAAAGGAACAAAGCCAACAGCAUCAAGGAUUUGCUGCGGUCCCUGAUCAGCCGGGCGCGGAUGGUGAUAGCAAUUGUGAUGGAUCUGUUUACAGACAUGGAACUCCUCUGUGACCUGCUGGAGGCCUCGAGCAGGAGGCACGUCCCUGUCUACCUGAUCCUGGAUGAAGAGUACUUGAAACAUUUCAUGGAAAUGUGCAAUAAAAUGGCUCUUACUCAGGACAACUUACCAAACAUGCGUGUGAGAUGUCUGAGUGGAGACACAUACUACAGCAAAGCAGGCAAGAAAUUUGCAGGCCAAGUUCUGGAGAAGUUUGUCCUGAUUGAUUGUGACCAAGUUCUUGCUGGAACAUAUAGUUUCACCUGGCUUUGCAGCCAAGUCCACACUGGCCUGGUGACCCACUUCCGUGGGCAGAUUGUUGCAGAGUUUGAGAAGGAAUUUCGGUAUUUGUAUGCAGAGUCCAGAGCAGUGACCAACUUCUGUGUGCCAGACCCUGGGACAUCUCCCUCCUCUCACAAUACCUCAAAAGUUGACAGUUACCUUUUAAAACCCUCACAGGCCAACGAUGCUGAAACCUCAAGCCCUUCCAGCAGCCUUUCCAAUGUAAGCAUCAGAAGCAUCAAGAUGUCUCCCUAUAUGAAAAGCUCCAGCUGCAAUCUGCACCAGGAAAAGCAGGAUUCAGGCUCUGACUCUGGUACUAAGAAGGGGAAUGAAGACUCAGCUCUGAAACCCACUUGCCCCAAGCAGCAAGGAGAACCCCCAGACUCACUGAACAGCUCUCCAAACAGAUCCACCCCAGCCUUGUAUCAGAAACCAAAUCUCAUGACAGCAAGGAUAUUCCUGCAGCCCGAGCCUUCCCCUGCCCCGAGCUCCCCCAGACCUGGUUAUCAAGGGGACAGCAAAGCCAACAGCAGCCACUGCUCCCCCCUGGCACAGGAGCAGCCACUGCUCUCCCUGUCUGAGGGUGCCAGCAGCAAUGGGACAAGCCUGAAGCAGAAAGGGGCAACUGCAACCUCUGGGGAACCAACAGCAGAACCUGACAACGCUUUUUAUGGGAUGGAAAAAAGACAGAGUCCUGGGGAAGGAAAACUGGAGCUGCUGGCCCCGUACAGCCAGCUGAAACGGGAGAGGAAGCCCGUGGUGCCUUGCUAUGAUAAACUCCCCGAGGACAUCCUGAUGGCAAAGAACAGUGCCUAUGGGGCUGAGAAAAGGAUGACUCUGGGGCACAGCAAGCUGGAUCUGAUCACCAAGUACAACAAGUUGAAAUCCAAACACGUACACAGCCGGUUCGAGCUCUGACCUGGGCCUUCAUCCGUCCUCUGGGAUGAUUUCCAAGUGGUUGCUUUUCCCCACCAAGCCCAGUCAUCUCGGGGGCUUAAAAUCAAAAUG